GAGGGGGCAGGGCCGCGCCGCUGCCACCCGAGCCGAGCUGGGCGAACAAAGCGUCCGUCAGUCCGUGCGUCCUUGCGUCUGUCCAGGGAGCUGGAGCCGCGGCCAAGCCAGGCGUGCUCUGGAGCUCCGGCCGGGGCAUGGCUGCGCUCCUCCGGCCGGCCCCAGCCCCAGUCGUGGCCCGGGUCCCACCGCCAGUCCCAGCUCCGAUCCUAGUCCCAGUCCGGAUCCCAGCUUCGGCCGCGGCCCCUGCGCGAUCGGGACUUUCCCUUCUGCGGCUCUAGCCGGAGCCGCCUGCCAGGUUCCGGGCCGCCAUGAAGCUGAAUGAGCGGAGCCUGGCCUUCUACGCCACCUGCGACUCGCCGGCGGACAACACGGGCUUCCUGUACAAGAAGGGCGAGCGCCACACGGCCUACCACCGGCGCUGGUUUGUGCUCAAGGGGAACAUGCUCUUCUACUUUGAGGACCGCGACAGCCGCGAGCCGGUGGGCGUCAUCAUCCUGGAGGGCUGCACGGUGGAACUGUGCGAGGCCGCCGAGGACUUCGCCUUCGCCAUCCGCUUCGCGGGCUCCCGCUCGCGCACGUACAUCCUGGCGGCCGACAGCCAGCCGGCCAUGGAGGCCUGGGUCAAGGCCCUGUCCCGCGCCAGCUUCGACUACAUGCGGCUGGUAGUGCGCGAGCUGGAGCAGCAGCUGGAGCGGAUGCGGGCGGGGGCCAGGCCGAAGGCCGAGCCCCUGGCGCCCCCCCGGCGGGAGCGCUCGCUGCCCUCGGGCGGCCUCAGGGAGAACGGCUGCGCCGUCUGGAGUCAGGAGGCGCCCGGCUUGCCCAACGGCUCCCUCCCCAGGACAAGCCACGAGGGCGGCUCCCGGCCCCCCCCGCUCCCGCCCCGCCGGAAGCCCUCCCUGGGCAGCAGCCCCGCCCCCCUGCUGGUCCCCGAGACUCCCUUCACCCCAGGGGCCGCCACUUUCUCUCGGCUCCACGACUGGUACGGCCAGGAGAUUCUGGCCCUGAGGCGGGAGUGGCUGCAGAGCCGGGGCCAGCUGUGACCCUGCUGCCGGAAAACUGGGGGGCCGGGGCUGGGAAACUCCGGGUCAUCGGCCCCCGUGGCCCACAAGGGGAGGAAAAGCUCUGCCGGAAAGCCCCUAGUUUGAGACGCCCCCGGGAGCCCGUCUGUGAGAGCCUCGGCUCGAGGUCGCCCGGAUGGAAACAUCGCUUCUUCCCCUCUGACUCACCGGGGUCCCUGAUCACUUGUCUAAGGCUGGGCAGCGAGAGUCUGAGGCCGGGCAGGAGCCUGCAGGACCAGCCUGUGGGGGCCACUGGACACUCCACCUAGGAGGCUGCAGGACCGGCCUGUGGGGGCCAUUGGACACUCCACCUAGGAGGCUGCAGGACCGGCCUGUGGGGCUGCCCAGCCCAGCUUCUGCCCAGGAGGCUGCAGGACCAGCCCAGUAGGGGCCGCCCAGCCCAGCUUCUGCCUGCUCACUCCAUCUAGGACUCUGCAGGACUGGCCCUGUAGGGCCACCUAGCCUAGCUUCUGCCCAGGAGCCUGGAGGAUCAUCCCUGUGGGGGCCACCUAGCCCAGCCUUGCUCAGGAGGCUGCGGGACCAGCCUGUGGGGCUUCUCAGCCCAGCCCCUGCUUGGCCCCUCCAUCUAAAAGGCUGCAGGACCAUCCCUGUGGGGGCUGCCCAGCCCAGCCUUGCCCAGGAGCCUGCAGGACCAUCCCUGUGGGGGCUGCCCAGCCCAGCCUUGCCCAGGAGCCUGCAGGACCAUCCCUGUGGGGGCUGCCCAGCCCAGCCUUGCCCAGGAGCCUGCAGGACCAUCCCUGUGGGGGCUGCCCAGCCCAGCCCCUGCCUGGCCACUCGAUCUGGGUGAAUGAGGGUCAUGCUCUGUAUGUGAGUCUGUUGCUCCCUCCACAGCCAGGCUGGGAUCGGGCCCAGGGCCCUGUCCUGGCGGCCUCCAUUGUGUUUCCCUUCCUCCUGGCCCUCUUUAAAACCCUUCUAGAGUAGGGGAAGCAGGGAGGGCAGCUGUGGGCCGGGGACCACUCAAAUGGUACAAUGUGUGUGUCUGUGUCUGCGUGUUCCCAGUGCGUUGUUUACAAAGCAUCCUCACCACUCCCCGAGGGGCCGGGUUUCCAGUUCCCAUCCUCCGGUGCAUCAGGAAUCGGGGACGUCAUGGGUGGGCGGGUGCUCCCCUAACCCCCUGCUUCUCACUCAGGUCAUCUGAGGGGUGUCUGUGUCCCCCACAAUGGGCCACCUCCCCCCUCUCCCAUCAUCACUAGGAAAACAGUUCUGUCACUGGACUCCUCCCUCAGUCCUUUUUAUUGAUGUGAAAGUUGAGGCUCAAGGAAGAGGAGUGAUCAGAACUAGAGGAGACCUUUGACCUGUGAUGUCACCUAGUCCAAGCUCCCAUUUUCGAGCUGGGGGAGCUAAGGCCCCAUCACAAGUCUGGCAGGGCCGUAGCUAACAUUACUGCAAGACCUUAACACAUAUCCAUUAUCAUGUGAUCCUCAUGACAACCUUCAAGCUGGGAGCUAUUGUCCCACCCAUUUUACAGAGGAGUAAACUGAGUCCUGUAGCGGUGGCAGGGCUUGCUGGGGUCGUGCAGCUCCCCGACCUCUUACUCCGUGGUGACCCUGGCCCAAAGUCAUAAGAAACAGAGAUUCCCGAUCACUCUGUGCCUCAGUUUCCUCCCUUGCUGUUUUCUCUCUCUUCAGUGCUGGUUUUUUCUCCGGCCAGUGAGAGGACAGCAGGUGGCAGCCCGGGCUAGGUCAUAGCAGUAAGGGGUCCUGAGGAGGAGGAGCCCCGCUCCCUGACCCCAGAGCACAAUUCUUUCAACUCUUUAAAGAGAUUUCCGUUUCUUCAGCUCCCCCGGAGAAGCCGUAUGGGGACUAAGGUAGAGGGGGUCAAAGCUGCCUCUGGACUCCGAAAGACCUGAAUUCAAAUCCCGACACACCCACCUCAGUGCCUUCAGGUAAACCUGUAGCUCCACGUCACUGUCCUUCGGAGCCGAGGAGCUCUGUACUGACCAGCGGCGGCCCCUGACCCUAUGGUCCCCCGCCCUCCUUUGGACCCCGGCAGGGGAGAAUGCCCAGGGCAGGACCCUGACCUCACACCUCAGUCCAGCCCCACCCGGCAGCGGUCAGCUUUCUGAUGUCCCCCUCGCUGGCUGGUGGAGCCGGGCUCCCUCCUAACCCAAGGCUUGCCUCCCCGCCUCCUGCUGCCAGUCAGUCCCCAUCAUUGUGUCCGCUGCCAGCCUGGGGUUUGGACAGUUCCCGAUCUCUGGGCCCUCACCUCAGCCUUUCUCCAGCUGGACGAUGGCGGGCGGCCGGUUCCUCAUCCUUAGGAGUCACAGCCAGGGAGAUGAGCGGCCGGGGAGCCUCGGGGGCGGUGCCCCAGACUGAGACCCCGGCGACUUUCUGAGGCAGGGGGACCCCCUCAGCGAUGACAUUUCGGGUCUGAUACAAAAAUGCAAGGCUUAGGGCUGUGUCACGGAUGGACACUGACUUCCUGGGCGGGCCCCGGGGCUGCCCUUGCUUAACAAAGCCCAACAGGGGUUUUGGGAGGAGGUGAGUUUUGUCACUGGGGAGGUUGGGCCGGCCUCUGUGGGGAACACGUUGGAAGCUUCUGGGUCAGGUUCAGAGCCAGUAGCUUGGGUCCCAACCAUUCAGCUCCCACGUAAGUUGGUGAGUCCUAACUAUGGUUCCCCGGGCCGCGGAGUUCUGGGGGAGGGCUCUGGUUCUGAUUGGAUGGGCUGGAAGAGAACUCUAACCCCCUCCCUUUACAGAAAAGGAGACUGAGGCAGGCAGGGAUGAAGUGACUUUCUCACAGUCACCCAACUAAUAAGUGUUUGAGGUAGGAUUUGAACUCAGGAUUUUCUAAUCCCAAUCUAGACCUUGUGAUACCUUCAUUCAAGAGGUGCUGGGAGGGAGGAGCCCCGGACCGGGGUUGGGGGGCAAGGUCCCGUGAGAGGCUGGAUGCCGUCUCCUCCCCUGGUUUCGUGGUUCUGGCGUUGGCAGGGAGGGUCUCCUACCGGGACUGCUUCCAUUCCAGCUCGCCUGCAGAGACCUUCAGGGCCUGGCUCUCCACAUCUCACUGCUGGCCCAGUGGGAAUAGAUGAAGCUUAGAUUUUAAAAGGUUUUUUAAAACAAUUUAGGGCUUUCCCAGGUACUUUAUGCUUGGUGGGAUUUCUUCCCUCUCUGGUCCAUGUCCAGUAAUUGGCUUUGCAAAGGAAUAUUGGGGAUGGAUCUCCUUAGAGAAAUCAUUCUGGGGGGGUCAUUCGUUGGGAAGAAAGGAGUUGCUGAAAGCUCCCCAAUUCCUUUUUUCUCUUCUAGAGACCCUGGAACAGUGGGGGGAUCAGGGCACAUUGAGUUAGGGGUUCCCCUCUCACCCUGUCUCCAGCUGUCUAAAGUAACCACAAUUUUCAGGCACUUCAGAUACGAACCCCCAUUUUGCAGAUAAAUCCCUGAGGCCAGAGAAUAAAAUUGCCAUUCCCUUCUAGAUUUGUAGUCUGUAUGAAUCCCGUUAGCUUGUGGGACCUCAGUUAAAUCCGAGAAUUUUGCUUCCUCAGUUUCCUUAAUUGAAAACUAGGGGGUGGGGAUGGCGUGCUCCUAAAGCCCCAUUGUGCUCUAGACUAGACUUAGGGUUCCAGAGACAUGUCCUGAUUCCCCGGGGCUCCUGCCUUUGCUGUACAAUGAAGAGCUUCACCCCUUGGUCCCCUGGGGGAGUGGGUCUCCUCUCAGACAUUCACCUCCCUAUCAGUCAGAUUAUUUAGCCUCCCAGUCCUCCGGGGGUUAGACAACUCUCUAAAGCUAAGUUGCUCAAGAGGUGCUACCAUGUAAGGGGAGAGGAUUUCCUCGCCUGGGGGAGUUCCUGUACAGCUCCAGCCCUCAUCCCUAUCCCUAGGCUCGAGGGAAGGCUCAUGGCCGGUCUCCCAGUACAGAAGCUCUCUGCUCCCCAAGGGUGGGGGCUGGGCUGGGGCUCCCGGCCCUGCCCUCCCAGAUACUUCAAUGGGAACGCCAGCAGGGAGGAAGUACCUUCUGGGGACAGGUUGGGUCUGGAGGGGGAACCUGAGGAGGCUGGGAGUUUCCGGAGAGCUGAAAUAAAAUGACCUGUGUGAAGAAA
Molecule: messenger RNA, 5117 nt
Organism: Antechinus flavipes (yellow-footed antechinus)
Lineage: Eukaryota; Metazoa; Chordata; Mammalia; Dasyuromorphia; Dasyuridae
Gene: PHETA1
Product: PH domain containing endocytic trafficking adaptor 1
Exons: 2
Coding region: 312-1043 (243 amino acids)
Biological process (GO): receptor recycling; retrograde transport, endosome to Golgi; endosome organization
Cellular component (GO): recycling endosome; early endosome; trans-Golgi network
Source: RefSeq, a predicted model, not a curated record